AUGAUGCUUUUCAAAAGAGCCCUUAAGCCUCUUCCUUUGCGUCGAUUCGCAACUAAUAGCGUGCAAGGGAAACCGGUAUCAAAAGCCAACAAAUUUAAACUGACAAAGACCAGAAUCACCCUAGGAACCGUUUUAUUAUGUGGGACUGUUUACUACAAUACUAGUGAUACAGGACAUGAAUUGUUGAGACACGUCUUUUUAACUUCGAAAAGAAUAGGUAUAGUGACUGUAGCUACAGCUCGUUGUUUCUACAACUACAAAAAGGUUUUGAGAGGGGUUUACGAUUCUGAAGAAGAGAGAAAUGAAGCAUUGUCAAAAUGUCACAAGAAGUGUGCGCUAGUGACUUUGAAUGCUUUACAGAUAAACGGUGGUGUUUUCAUCAAACUCGGUCAACACAUUGGUGCGAUGACGUAUUUAUUGCCUGCAGAAUGGACAGAGACUAUGGUACCGUUACAAGACCAAUGUCCGGAAUCUACCAUGGAGGAAAUUAAGGAAUUGUUCCAUCAAGAUUUGAAGACAAGCAUCGAUGAAAAAUUUGUUGAAUUUGACCCCAAGCCUAUUGGUGUUGCAUCUUUAGCUCAAGUGCAUAUUGCCAGAUUGAGAGAGAAUGGUCAAAAAGUAGCCGUCAAAUGUCAACAUCCCUCUUUGAAAGAAUUUGUGCCGGUAGAUGUGAUGAUGACUCAGACUGUGUUCAAUUUAAUGGAUAUAGUCUUCCCAGAAUAUCCGCUCACUUGGCUUGGUGAUGAGUUGCAAUCAUCAAUCUUUGUUGAGCUGGAUUUUACCAAGGAAGCUAGAAACUCAAUCGACACCCAGACUUACUUUUCUCAGUAUAGAAAGGAGACCGCUUUAAGGAUCCCAGAUGUUGUUAGCGCUAAGAAGAGAAUCUUAAUCAUGGAAUAUGUUGCUGGUCACAGAUUGGACGAUUUAAAAUAUUUGGAUGACAACCAUAUUUCCAGAGCUGAAGUGUCUGCAUGCCUUUCUCAUAUUUUCAACAAUAUGAUUUUUACACCAAAUGUUGGUUUACACUGUGAUCCUCAUGGCGGUAAUUUGGCUAUAAGAGCAUUGCCUAGCCGUAGCUAUUUAUCGGCCAAUCCUCACAACUUUGAAAUCAUUUUAUUUGACCAUGGACUUUACAGAUUCCCUACGACGGAAACCAGAAGAUACUACGCUAAGUUUUGGUUGGCGUUAUUGGACCACGACCAGGAGAAAGUUAAGAUGUACGCCAAAAGAUUUGCUAAUAUUACAGACGAGCAAUUCCCACUGUUCGCCGCUGCUAUUACCGGUCGCAGCAUAGAGGCCGCUCUCAAUUACGAUAUCAGUAAACCAAGAAGUAAUCAAGAGAUUAAAGAAAUGGCAUCGGGAAUGGUGAAAGGUACACUUUUUUCAGAUCUAAUGAACAUAUUGUCAAGAAUUCCCCGUAUAGUCUUACUAAUUUUGAAGACGAAUGAUUUGACUAGAAAUUUGGAUGAAUGUUUACAAAACCCAUUAGGCCCCGAAAGAAGUUUUCUAAUUAUGACGCAGUACUGUGCUCGUACCGUUUACAACGAAGCUUGUGAAGCCAUCAAUAACCAAUACAAGCGCUGGUCCUUAUGUUGGAUGUGGCAAGAAUUAAAAGCUUGGCUUGAGUAUGAAAGCCGUAAGAAUCAAUUGCUGUUGUAUGAUAUCGCCCUGUGGUGGAAGCAUAAACUCAUUUAA
Molecule: messenger RNA, 1695 nt
Organism: Zygosaccharomyces rouxii
Lineage: Eukaryota; Fungi; Ascomycota; Saccharomycetes; Saccharomycetales; Saccharomycetaceae
Gene: CQD2
Product: Cqd2p
Exons: 1
Coding region: 1-1695 (564 amino acids)
Biological process (GO): mitochondrion organization; lipid homeostasis
Cellular component (GO): mitochondrial inner membrane
Source: RefSeq, a predicted model, not a curated record